AGUGCUCCGAUCGUGAGGCAUCGUCACGUGCAGCUUGAAAUCGUCCCUUUGAAGCAAGAUGAACUUUACCAAGCUUUUCAUACUGGUCGCGAUCGCAGUGCUGGUGAUCGCCGGUGUCCACCAGGCGGAUGGUGCUCCACGCUGGAAGUUCGGCAAGCGGUUGGAGAAACUCGGCCGGAAUGUGUUCCGGGCGGCUAAGAAAGCGCUGCCCGUCAUCGCUGGGUACAAGGCCCUAGGCUAGGAUGUAGCAGUUCGACGAUGAUUUGAUCGACGAUGAACGUCCGCAACCACCCGCAACUUUAAUGGCAUCCAUUAUCAAAUGUUUCACUGAUCGACACCGGCCUCGGUGGACUUAAUCGUAAGACUGAGUGGUAGGGCGUAGCUUCGACGCGUAAACCAGCGUACGUGCUGGGACAGCUGCUUUACAGUAUUUUGUAUCUGAUAAUGAAUAAAACAUAACCUUUUUGACACAACGCAUUCGAGAA
Messenger RNA from Anopheles nili, 485 nucleotides. RefSeq names its product cecropin-B. Gene Ontology annotation, biological process: defense response to Gram-negative bacterium; antibacterial humoral response; defense response to Gram-positive bacterium. The transcript has 2 exons. The record is from RefSeq and is a predicted model, not a curated record. NCBI's taxonomy places the organism in Eukaryota, Metazoa, Arthropoda, Insecta, Diptera, Culicidae. Gene Ontology annotation, cellular component: extracellular region. Bases 59 to 241 code for a protein of 60 amino acids.